AUGCACCCACCUCAUCAUCAUCAUUCACGGAUCAACCUAGCCGAGCUAAAAGCUCAGAUAGUGAAGAAACUCGGGCCCGAUGGCUCCAAACAAUACUUUCACUACCUGAAUCGAUUCUUGAGUUUAAAACUGAACAAAGACGAGUUCAACAAUCUCUGUCUUAAAACCCUCGGACGGGAGAAUAUUCCCCUUCACAAUCACCUCAUUCGCUCGAUACUCAAAAAUGCUUGCACCUCCAAAACCCCUCCACCGUCAAGGGACCACAUUUCAAAGCCCGGGAUUCAAAUUAACUGUAAGGAUAACAAUACAUCUACUGUAAAUGGAGGGGACAUGCUGCUGCCAAUUUCGCCCAAAAAAGCCCGUACGGGCUUGCGUGACCGUAAAAGUGUGGACCGACGAAGCUCACUCGGGCUUAACGGGAAAACUAAUUUUGCUCCUCCUCAGCCGCUGAGUAGCAAGUUUAACGCCAUUUCUGAAAAUGGGGUCUGUAAAUCGUCAGUAUUAAAGUGUAGUACAGGGUUUUCAGCUCCUUCAUGUAGCGAGCAAGACGAGCCUGUUUUGGAUGGGCCUUCUUUGCCCAGGAGCCCUAUUCGGGCCCCACUAGGGGUUCCCUUUUGUCCUGUUAGGGCUGGUGGGGCCCGUCGGGCCCAAACGGGCAGCGGUGGACAUACAGGCCCGUUUUCUAAAGAUGGGAUUUUGUGGGAUAGCGUGAGGUUGAGAGAACGUAUGGAGAAUAUUGCAUUGGCAGAAGGUCUUGAAGGGGUUUCUCUUGAUUCGGCCGACUUAUUGAAUCACGGUUUGGAUUCUUACAUGAGACGGCUGAUUAGGUCGUGUGUUGAGCUCGUGGGUCCCAGUCAAAGGAGUGAGGUAACUAGGAAUGGUAUUGUUAUGAAUAAGCAGUGUGGUUAUCAAAAGCUGAUUAAUGGCAUUAGACCGGGAUAUCAUAAUCUGGUGCAGAGUAGUGGGAAAGCUUUGGAAGUUGAAGAGCAAAGAAAAAAUUGUCGAGCAAUUUCUUUACGGGACUUUAGGGUUGCUAUGGAGUUGAAUCCACAGAAACUCGGUGAGGAUUGGCCGUUGUUGCUGGAGAAAAUAUGUAUAAAUGCAUUCGAAGAAUAG
Molecule: messenger RNA, 1116 nt
Organism: Striga asiatica
Lineage: Eukaryota; Viridiplantae; Streptophyta; Magnoliopsida; Lamiales; Orobanchaceae
Source: the annotation of a GenBank genome assembly